This is a messenger RNA of Penicillium angulare, 627 nucleotides long. RefSeq names its product Tim17/Tim22/Tim23/Pmp24 family protein. Gene Ontology annotation, cellular component: peroxisomal membrane. The transcript is spliced from 5 exons. The record is from RefSeq and is a predicted model, not a curated record. NCBI's taxonomy places the organism in Eukaryota, Fungi, Ascomycota, Eurotiomycetes, Eurotiales, Aspergillaceae. Bases 1 to 627 code for a protein of 208 amino acids.
AUGGAUACACUUUUAACACAACUAGAUGCCCUCGUCCUCAAGCCUGAGCUUGCUCCAUUCUUAUCGCUACUCAAGGGCGCUCGUAAUGGCAUCGUCUAUGGAUCGAAGGUGCGGUUUCCGCAUGCGCUGGUAUUCCGGGAAAAGGCCAAGCUCGUCCUCAACGCAACGCGCCAGCAUGCGCGCAAUCUUUCCACAUUUGCAAUCGUUUACAAAGCCUCGAUGAUCAUUCUCAGGAAUAUCAAUCCAUCAGGCGUCGGGAAAGAGGGACGGUACGAUAGCUUUGUUGCUGGUUUGCUGGGUGGAUAUACAGUCUUCGGACGCCAACCGGGGAGUGUCAGCCAGCAGAUUGUCAUCUACGUUUUCGCCCGUGUGAUGCUCUCUCUAGCCAAGCUCGCCGUCGAGCCUAACAUGCACCCCCUCUCCCCUCUUGUUACUCCUGAGGCACGCGCCAAAAUCUACGAAUAUGCCUGGCCUGCAUUCGCCAGUUUCACUUGGGCGUUCGUCAUGUACAUCUUUCGAUGGUACCCGGAUACCCUGGUGUCCAGUUUGCGUAGUAGCAUGGUCUAUAUCUACGCGGACUCGGACCAUUGGGACUCGUUCCGAAAUUUGUUCAUACACAACAAAUAA